AGCCGCACAACCGGAUGUCAACAAACUUGACUUGAAUCAGCGAUCCAGUUCGCAUGGUUCUAUGAUCGCUGACAGUGAAAGGGACAAUGUGUGAACACGCAACUCUUCAGAGUGGGAUCCAUCACCCUGUUUUACGUUCAUGGCAAACUACGAAUACACAAAUCAGGGCAGAGAAUCUAAUAUAUCCAAUAUUUAUAACAGACAGUGAGGAUGACAUACAAGAGGUGGCCAGUAUGCCAGGUGUGGCCAGGUACGGCAUCAACACACUACGCCAGGCCCUGGAACCCAUGGUACAGAACGGCCUCAAGUGUGUCCUUAUAUUUGGCGUCCCCAGUAAACUACCAAAGGACAACAAUGGUACUGCAGCUGAUACCCCUGACACCCCAGCCAUCCUGGCCAUCAAAAUGCUGAGAAGCUGGUUCCCCAACUUACUGGUGGCCUGUGAUGUUUGCCUCUGUCCAUAUACAUGUCAUGGACAUUGUGGUAUUCUACGUGAAGAUGGAAGCAUAGAUAAUGUUGCCAGCAUCAAAAGACUUGCAGAGAUAGCAGUGACCUAUGCCAAAGCAGGUUGCCAGAUUAUUGCCCCCUCAGACAUGAUGGACGGUAGGAUCGGCUCUAUAAAAGCUGCCCUGUCAGGGGCGGGAUACGGGAACAGAGUGGCAAUUAUGAGCUACAGCGCCAAGUUUGCCUCCUCAUUCUACGGACCAUUCAGAGAUGCUGCAAAGUCAGCUCCCUCGUUUGGAGACAGGAAAGCUUACCAGCUGCCCUUUGGAUCCAGCGGUUUGGCCGAGCGAGCUGUUGAUCGGGACGUCAAAGAAGGUGCAGACAUGCUGAUGGUUAAGCCUGGUCUAGCGUACCUCGACAUCGUCAAAACGACCAAAGAAAAGUAUCCAACACACCCACUGGCUAUUUAUCAAGUGUCUGGAGAGUAUGCCAUGCUGUAUCAUGGAGCCAAAGCGGGUGCAUUCGAUUUGAAGACAACUCUGAUGGAGGUGUUGUGUAGCAUGCGGCGGGCAGGAGCUGACAUUAUCAUCUCUUAUUUUACACCGCAAGUCUUGGAGUGGCUGAAGACGUAGGACAGAGAACCAGGACAGAAAAGCAGUCCAGGGCAGCCAUUGCAUCAUAACAAAAAUAAUUAAACACCAAAACAAACAUGGUGAUUGUGAAAAACCAAAGGCAAAACAAACAGUAUCAAUUAAAACAUGUUUUGCAUUUGAACUGGGGAAAAAUUCUCAGCUAUUGAUUUACAGGAAAAAUUCUCACACCUGUUAUAUAAAAAAAAUUAACGCAAAAUAUGAGAAAAUUACAACACAUACUUGAAUAAUUAUUUUUUUGUAGUAAAUUUAAUAUCAUAUACAAUUGCCUGUUUAAUUUGGUUGUCAGAGAGCUUUUAUUAUUUUUUUUUUUGGGGGGGGGGGGGGGUGGGUUGGGUUGGGGGAGGGGUUGCUGAGUCUUAUAAAUACAUUUCUUUUUAUGUUCUUAUCUAACUAUACAUGUUAGUGGAUCAUAGUGGUUGCUACAAGAACUUUCUCACUGGGGAUCUAGUGUUGAGGGCACUGGGGAUCUAGUGUUGAGGGCACUGGGGAUCUAGUGUUGAGGGCACUGGGGAUCUAGUGUUGAGGGCUUUCUUGGUCAAGUCAAAAUAUCAUUGGAAAAGGUUCAACUUGUUUUUCUCUAGAUAGCAUAAUCUUGAGGACAAUUAAUACAUUUGAUUUCAUAAUAAAUAUAUGUGUUCAUCUAAUAUGUUAGGGCCACACUGCCAGAAUCUCUGUGAAGGAGACAGAAAGAGCCCUGGCCUAGUGUUAGAGGAGAUUUCAAUGCGCUUAUAACAGCAUUGAUUAACACAUGGUGACACCAAAAUGGCACACAUCAAUUUUUCCUUGUGCAUUGAUUAUUGGUAAUCUGAGUUGUCCAACUUGCAUUACAUAUGCAAGGAAGAUAACUCUUCCGUAUAAAAAAAAUUAUGAUUUGUCUUGGGCAUUGCAUUUACUUAAAAAAAGCAUUUGUCUGGAUAUAAAAAUCUUUGUUUGCUAAAAAUGAAUAAAAAAAAAUUGUUAUAUUUACUGAAUAAAAUAUUAAUACAUUA
Messenger RNA from Magallana angulata, 2086 nucleotides. Its product is annotated as delta-aminolevulinic acid dehydratase-like. The coding region runs from base 87 to 1076 and encodes 329 amino acids. The record is from RefSeq and is a predicted model, not a curated record. Gene Ontology annotation, cellular component: cytosol. Gene Ontology annotation, molecular function: porphobilinogen synthase activity; zinc ion binding. The transcript has 7 exons. NCBI's taxonomy places the organism in Eukaryota, Metazoa, Mollusca, Bivalvia, Ostreida, Ostreidae. Gene Ontology annotation, biological process: heme biosynthetic process.